This is a messenger RNA of Talaromyces stipitatus ATCC 10500, 2958 nucleotides long. RefSeq names its product mRNA transport regulator (Mtr10), putative. Gene Ontology annotation, molecular function: small GTPase binding. The record is from RefSeq and is a predicted model, not a curated record. Lineage: Eukaryota; Fungi; Ascomycota; Eurotiomycetes; Eurotiales; Trichocomaceae. Gene Ontology annotation, biological process: protein import into nucleus. Bases 43 to 2958 code for a protein of 971 amino acids. Gene Ontology annotation, cellular component: cytoplasm; nuclear membrane. The transcript is spliced from 8 exons.
CCACCUCAAUUUUACCCAUCUACCCCUCUUACAGUCACGAACAUGGCGAGCAAAUCCAACGAUGGGCAGCCAUUCGCCGCUGUCCUGGCAGCGGUCGCGACAAUGCAGGGCAAUGUGUCGCGCUCUGAAAAGGCACAGGCACACGAAUAUCUUGAGAAAUUCCAGAAAUCAGUCGAAGCGUGGACUGCCACACAUGCUAUGCUACAGACCCCUGAUAUUCCUAUAGAAGCGAAACUAUUUGCUGCGACGACAUUGAAAGGAAAAAUUACAUAUGACCUCGAUCAAUUGCCUCCUGAUGCCGUACCCUCUUUGCGGGACUCCAUGUUGAAUCAGCUUGCUGCAUUUGCUUCCGGCCCUCGACCGAUACAGACACAGCUUUGCGUGGGGUUGGCUAAUCUCGCCAUUCAGAUGACUUCAUGGAAAGAUGUCCUAGCAACGGUAGGAUCGGCACUGGGGAGUAAUGCUGGAGAUUGCGUGUUGGAAUUUUUGAAGAUUCUUCCUGAGGAAGUGACCGAAGGUCGCAAAAUCAACCUGAGUGAAGAUGAACUUGCGGCUAGAACCAGAGAGCUCUUGGACGAUAAUGCGGAGCAGGUCAUGCACCUUCUUACACAAUAUUCGCAGUCAUCAGCCACCGCUGCGACGAAUCCCAGAUUGAUCGAUUGUAUAACAUCCUGGCUCCGUGAGAUCCCAGCUACUCAGAUAGUUGAGUCGCCAUUACUAGACGUUGUUUUGAAGGCGCUCGAUAACGACAGUUCUUUCGACUCCGCAGUGGAUUGUAUUUGCUCGAUUUAUAGAGAUACCAGAGAGGUGGAUGAUUCGCUGCCAGCUAUACAGAGACUGUACCCCCGGAUAGUGGCCCUUCGACCGAAGCUGCAAGAACUCGCAGAAGCCGAAGACGUCGAAGCAUUCAAAGGUAUAACUAGACUAUUUGCUGAGGCCGGAGAAGCGUGGGUCGUUUUGGUCGCGAGGAUGCCAGGAGAAUUUCGUGGUCUGGUCGAAUCUGUGCUUGAGUGCUGUGUUCUCGACAAAGACCGAGAGGCGGUUUCUUUCACCUUUAAUUUCUGGUACGAGUUGAAGCAAUACCUGGUGCUGGAACGUUAUGCCGAAGCAAAAGCCGCCUAUACCGAUAUUUUCUCCCGUCUAGUCGACAUCAUGAUCAAGCAUCUUGAAUUCCCGACGCCUGAAGAUGGAGAUUUAGCAGAUCUGUUUGAUGGUGACCGUGCACAAGAGGAACGAUUCCGUGCUUUCCGUCAUUCAAUGGGCGAUGUGCUCAAAGACUGUUGCGCUGUUAUUGGCGUCACUGAAUGUUUGAUGAAAGCAUAUCGCCAAAUUCAGCAAUGGGUAUCAAAAUACGCGUCGCAAGCAAGCAACGACAAUGUUCCCCAUUGGCAAGAGCUUGAGGCCCCUCUUUUCAGCAUGAGAGCCAUGGGACGAAUGGUCGAUUCGGAAGAGAGUACGGUGCUACCCCAAGUAAUACCUCUAAUUGUUCAGAUUCCAGAUCACGAGAAGGUGCGCUUUUCUGCGAUUAUGGCGCUCGGCCGGUAUACAGAGUGGACAGCCAACCAUCCAGAAACGUUAGAAGCACAGCUCAACUACGUGAUAUCUGGUUUCCAACAUAGCUCUCAAGAAGUCAUUGGAGCGGCGGCGCUUGCCUUUAAAUACCUGGGUAGCGACUGCAAUAAGCUUCUUGGAGGACAUAUACCACAAUUACACUCCUUCUACGAGUCCGUACUAGACAAGCUCAAGCCACCUAGCCAGGAGGAAAUUACGGAAGGUGUGGCUGCGGUUGUUGCAGUGCAGCCUGUUGACAAGAUAUAUGAAUCGAUGAAGUUGUUCUGCGACCCGAUCAUGGCGCGAAUCAUGACUCUUGCAAACAAUGCGCAAGACGAACAAGGCCAGAAAGCUGUUGCAGACCACCUGCAGUUAAUUACCAUCUUCAUCCAGCUCGUCACGCCGUAUGUUGGACCGCAAGGAGAGAAUCCUGCGGUGAAGUAUUGUGGCGAGAUUAUGCCGAUAUUGAACACUCUGGUGAUGAAUUUUACCAAGUCUACGCCGAUACUGGAACGAGUUUGCCGUUGCUGGAGAUAUAUGAUUAUUUCUUACCGAACAGCGAUGAUUCCCUUGUUACCGAGUCUAGCACAAAGCUUGGCAGCUGGGUUUGAGGCUUCUCGAGAGGGUUGUUUCUUGUGGGCUACGGAUGCAGUUGUUAGAGAAUUCGCCGAGGGUGCAGAACUGGUAGAUAAGGCGACAAGUCAGGCUGUGUAUCAAUUCUUUGAGCAACAAAGUGUUGCAUUUUUGCGAAUCCUGAACGAGUUGCCUCCAGAGCAACUACCAGACGUGAUCGAGGACUUCUUCCGCCUUGCAAGCGACGCAAUCCGCUUCUACCCCAAAGAAUGUGUCACAUCUUCGCUUAUCGUUCCUACCUUCUCUGCUGGCCUCACUGCCCUUACUUUACAACAAGUCGAUCCGCUUAUUGCAACACUACAUUACUACCGGGAUCUAUUGAGCUUUGGAUUUGAGACGCCAUCCAUCUCCAACUUUAGUGACUCUAGUGGUCAACCAUAUUCCAACCCACCCGAAGUACGAAACGCCGUGAAAGAGCUGAUUGGAAAUCAAGGCCAGCUACUCGUUGAACGGGUUUUGACGGGGAUGAUGUUCAGUUUCCCAGAGGACUGUUUCCCGGAUGCUUCUGGUAUACUCAUGGCACAGUUCGAACUGAUGCCGCAGCAGACCGGGCUGUGGGUGCAAUCGACUAUAGAACAACUUCCAGCAGGCACGAUGAAGCCAGGCGAAGCCGCACGAUUGUUGACAAACAUUUCCGAGAAGAUCCAACUAUUAGAAUCUCGCAAGAUACGCGUCCUCCUGCAAGACUUCACAAAUUCCUACCGACGACGGAACGUUGCACCACGAGACGGCCUCGGAAGGCUGGAAGCCACACGCUUCCGAUUCAGCGGAUAA